Cololabis saira (Pacific saury) is the source of this 6074-nucleotide messenger RNA. RefSeq names its product KIAA0825 ortholog. The record is from RefSeq and is a predicted model, not a curated record. The transcript is spliced from 24 exons. NCBI's taxonomy places the organism in Eukaryota, Metazoa, Chordata, Actinopteri, Beloniformes, Belonidae. The coding region runs from base 508 to 4491 and encodes 1327 amino acids.
CUUUCUGCCUCCCGAACUAAUAAAAAACAACCGAAUGUUAUCAAUUACAAUAUCAAAGACUGUAUGAGGCGAAUAUUUGAUCAGUUUAUAGCCUAUAACCAUUAACGGGACUUCUGCUAGAGGUACUGGUCAUGAAAUCACACGUCUAUUAACAAAAACUGCUCCUUGUAAGAGUUAUAUAUUGUGACAGACAACGAAUACGCGUUUAGUCACUAUAGUAAUAUUAAAAUGACAUGGUGGCUUCGUUUCGUUGUAAUUACAAAUCACUGUUGUGGACAAGUAUCCGCUCGAAGGGAAUGAUGUUGGUCGCAUUUCCUCUGCCAAUAAUGGAUUAGCACCAAGGGGGAUUAACGAGUAGCACGUAAAAGUGUCUCAGGCAGGCAUCAUCUCAGCGCCUGGCCCAGUUGUCCCUGUUGCAACGUCUUGAAACACACAGGGGCUCGUCUAACAUCUGCUUCUUAAAGAGCUAAUGACAGGACAAUGGAGACUGGAUGAUUUAAGAGCAUUAUGGAAUGGCCGGGGGAUUUUCCUGAGGACCACGCCUUUGUGGGGAUACUGCUGCCAGGGGUUUCCAGUGAUCUGGACUUUGAACAGCUUCUCAAAGACACUGAGGAGAAACUCAAUCUCAAUGCAAGCAGCAUUGAGCAGCAGCUGAAGGAGCUCCAGGUCAAGAUGGGUGACUCCAGAACGGGGGACCGUCCACCGAGUCCUACAGAGUGCUUACAGUGGUUCAACUUCAGAGCACAGAGCAAUGUCAAGCGUGUGUCCAUGGGACAUCCAGAACUUGUAGACUUCUUCAGAGCUCUGCAACAGUACCUAGGAUCAGAAGAACUUGCCAAAGAAGAGGUGACACUUCAGCUACUGCUGCAUCUGUCUGCCCACUGUGGUGUCUGCUUUCCUUGUACCCCCUCUUCGUCCUGCUCAGCUUCCUCCUCUCAUUCUCAACUGACUGGCUCCUCUGUCAACAUGGUACAUACAGUCAGAGACGAUAUUUCAUUAGAGAUCCAGGAUGUGUGGGAUGCUGUGCGUCUUCAGCUGCGACACUACCUGAUGGAUCGGAUGUUGUGUUGCAGCCUGAAUGAUACUAGAUCCCCCAAAAUGUCCACUCAAAUCAUCCUUGAACGGGUCCACUGUCUUCAGCAGUUGUUCUUUCUCUAUCCUGAGUGGGAUGUGCUCAUACAUUACCAGAGCUUAAGACAAAAGUACGUGCAGAGUAUUCUACAAUCAAGCUUGUGCAUCAGCCCAGGAGGCGAGACUGGCUUCGACAGACUGGCCACAAAUUUCUGCUGUGCAGUCCCGCACCUGACCCAGGCCAUCACAGAGGAGCUCCAAGUCCUUUCAAGGCUGCUAGAUCCACACACAAUCCUUGGUUUUCUUAAUGUGGCCUACUUCAGUACUGUGGCCCAAGAACUGACCUCCCAAAUGGAGAGAGAAUGUGAGACAGUACAAAGGGAUAACACUGCACCUAGCAGCAAGAUAAAGAAAUAUUCAGCAAAGUCCAGAGCAACUGUUGCGCCGAUGGAUUUGCCCACAAAAAGUAGGAGCUUCAGCUUGACCUCCCACCAGCUUAAGGCUUUAACCCAGCUGGCUUGCAUCCUGCUGGGCUUUGAGAGUGAUGUGAGAGAGCUUGUCACUAACAUGACCUUCAUUAACUGUACAGGAGACACUCCCUGUGUUAAAGGAAUCUUGAAAAAGAGUAGAGAGGAUUCAAACAAGACAACAGAUGGCAAGAAAUCCACCGCAGAAAAACCUCCCACUCCAGAGGCACAGACUCUGGAGUUUGACUGGAGGUCAGUAUUUAGGGGAUUGGUUCCUCACAUGGAGCAUUGUGUCAAAGUGGUGCUAGAUGAUGUCUAUACUAAGAAUCUACAGCAAGAAGAGGCCUUACAUUCUUCUGGACAAACCUCCGUCACUCUGAGCCCUGUUACUGGAGACUCCAGCAGUAGCACACGGCUUAAAGAAGACUCCUACGACUACUCAGAGAGAGAAACUCCUAAAAUGAUAGCCAAGUUCUGUGGAGCGAUUGUGAUUGAGCUUGACGCCUUACUACCAUUGGCAGAAGCCUGCAGGGACAGCUCUCUCCUGAAGGUUCGAUCGAGUUUUGUGGAAGCAUGCAGCAGAGCAGCUUUUUCCAUGUUGGGCCGUUUGCAAGAGAGGGCCCUGGAGGUACCGUCCUCUGCACCCCUGAAUAACUUGCCUGCUCUGCUGGCCACUUGCAUUUAUCUGCACCAGCGACUAGAGCAUUACAGUGCCAGGUUGAAGGAUUCAAAUACUACUGCAGCUAAAAUACCCCUGACACUCCUACCUAUCCAGAACUAUCAUGACACAGUGGUGGCCUUGAGAGAUCAGCUGACCAGCUACUGCGUCCAGAUAUGUUUUACUUGCAUUCUUCAAGAUGCAGAGAGUCACGAUUGGAUGGACCCAAAACCCUUCUAUGAGGGCGAACGGUGUUCCUUCUCACUGCAGAUGUGGUUCUACUUCCUGUGUGGGCUUCGUAGCGACUUGUGGACUGUCCUUCCAGCAGAGUUGGCUAAGGAUGUGCUUGGGCAGGUGCUGUCAGAAACUUUACAGGUCCUGGUGCAAAGAUAUGCCAGGGUCCGUGCCUCAUACAAGAGGCACCUGCAAAUCAGAUAUGAUAUUACAGCACUGUUGCUGUAUGUGGAGCACCUUAUGUGGAGCGUGAGUGAGAGUCCUGAGGCCUUGGUGCUGAUCAACCCUUCAUCAGAAAUUACCAUUAUCUCAGGCGGUUCAGACUGGCCGUACCAAAUCCACAGCCUGUGCGAUCAACUCCUGAUGAUCCUCAUCAUUGUCACAGCACCCUUAUCUUUGCUGUAUAGGACAUUUAUGAUUAACGCAUCAAUGGCGUCCGCAGCACACCAGCCUGACAUCCCUGUCGUACACUGGCUUAAUGCUAUCAACCCUCAACUCUUCACAGAGGAGGUCACACGUGACGGCCUGAUGGGCCAGGCAGCCUUGACAUGUCAGCUGAGGCUACUGACCUCUGACCCAGGACCCAGUCCCAAGCUGCUGCUGCGGAUGCUUCUGUACAGAGAGUGUCACCUGCCCAGAAUACUCCUGGAAAAUUCUUAUUUUUGUAAGGAGAGUGGUUUAGAAAUGCCAACAGAAAACUGCAAGAGAGGAGAUGACUUCAUAGUGGCUUUGUUCAGCCUUUUCUCCUGUCUGAAUAACAUUCCCAAGGCCUUGACUCAGGCACUACAGCCAUACCUGGAGGGGGCACACCUAUGGGAGCAUCUCUACACUCUGGCAGACAAAACACAAACAGUACCAGUGGUGAUCAAAUGUGUUCGGGCGAUAGUGACUAAGUCGACCGAUAGCAUUUUGGUACACCUGGUGUCCAUGGUAUUGGGUUGGCAGGCCACAGAAGAGUCUAGUGGAGCCAUGUUCAAACACAAUGUGCCAGAGAGUAUCCUAUCUAAAAUACCUAAGGAGUGGAAUUAUACAACACUUGAUGGAGGGGAAAAGGAUGCUGGCACUAAGAGUGUUAUAUCCUCAGCAAUUCAAGCGUUGUCCUUCAUUUUCACCAACCUGCCUUUGGCUGUAGCCUCCUUGCCUCUCCCCAUCCGCUUCCUCUUCCAAGUGGCGGAAAAGCAUCUCUCCCAGUAUUCCCGGCAGCUGCGCUCAGUAGGCCUGUUGCUCUGGGCCCUGCUGGGCUGCUUGAUCCAGGGCUUGGACAACCCAGACACACUAGAACAGAUCAGUGGUCUGGCUCUGAACUGUGGGGCAAAGGACCGUCUGUCCCUGCUGGCAGAGUGUCUCCAGGCUGCCAUGAGCAUUCAGCAAAAGGGUGUUCCCAAACCCACAGUGCACAAAGUACUACAGGCACUGGAAGAAAAAAGACCCAAGUGGAUAAACAUGCAGCUGCAGAAGGCUCGUAAACUCUGUGCAGACAGUGUGUUUGAGCAGGGAGCAGAGAGAACAGUUGCUGGAGUCGAACUGACUGAGCAGAAAAUAGGCCUGAUGCUGCUGGAGGUCUGCCACAAAGCAGGUGGCAGCAGCUACCUGAGGCAAAUCUAUCACAUCAUCCAAGGCAAUGAGGAACUGUUGAUGUCUAAACUGAGUGGAGACGUGGACUUUUCAAGCGAGCCUUCUCUCUUGGUGAACUUUGACGUUGGCUCAAAGGAGCCUGCUAAUGCUUCCUGCUUCAAUCCCCUUCUUCAGUUCGACCAUGUUGGCAGAAAGAAGCUGGAUCAGAGUACCGUGGUUGAGUGGGCAUGGGACUGGCCAAGGGUCCUGCCAGCCUAUAAGGGCAUGAGUCAGAUGACCUUCAAAAGGCUGCUGGCCAACAGGUGGGAUAUGCAGGAGAGUGCAGAGCUGGAAGAUGGAGAGAGAGCAAUGGUAGAAGAACUUCAGAAAGCUUUUUUUGUUUGCUGCUGCAGCGAGGGACCACAGGACGCUCCAGGAAGUGAUGAGACACCAGCAAAGCAGACCCAAGGGGAAACACAACCAUCCGAUAAAACGGCUGCCCAAUAACAGUCCACGUUUUAUCAUGUUGUAAAUGUUUCCUUUUAAAAUACACUUGCAGCUCUCUAGGUGUGUGUGUGUGUGUGUGUGUGUGUGUGUGUGUGUGUGUGUGUGUGUGUGUGUGUGUGUGUGUGUGUGUGUGUGUGUGUGUGUGUGUGUGUGUGUGUGUGUGUGUGUGUGUGUGUGUGUGUGUGUGUGUGUGUGUGUGUGUGUGUGUGUGUGUGCGUGUGUGUGUGUGCGUGUGUGCGUGCAUGGUGAGUAUAAUUUGGUUUGCACACUGUAUGCUGCAAAUUUGCAUAUUUGUGUACAUAAAAAACUCGAAAGAGAGAGACAGACGACAAAAAGCAAAAAGGAAGGCAGAGUGUGAGAGCUGGUGGCUUUCUCUUCAUGCACAUACCUCAGACAUACUCUCUGCUGCAUCAGAUGCUUUUUAUCUUUUUGAAACACAUCUGCAAAAAUCAGUUCUGGGAAGUGGAGAGCCUGGGUUUGUUUUGCCUGGGACAAGAUGGAACUGUGUGAUCAUUGUACAUGGUUGAAGGUCUUUUUGUUGUUUUUUUGGGAGGGGGGGGAUUAAAGUGAUGGUAAAGACAUUGUCAGCAUACUUUAUCUUGAUUCCUAAAAGAAAACAUCAAAUAUUUUUGUUUGGUAGCACAAUGAUAUCUGUUUUGAUUGGAACAUGUCCCCAAAAUCUGCCCCACUGUGAAAUACAAGUCAGUUGGGUUUUUUUUUUAUUUUGUUGUGAAAACUGAGGCAGCAUUUACUGCAAGUGUAACAUGAGUGUUCCUGUUUUGAUACUGUUAUGUUUUAGAAUUAAAAAAUGACAAUUAAGGCAUGUUCUCAUUUUGGCCCCAAUUCAUUUUCUUUCAUGGAGUCAGUAUCUUUGUGUAAUUUUGAAGUUCUGUUGUGUAUUAACUCCACAUGUUUUUGCAACUAUUUAUCAACUUUUGUUUGUUGCAAAAUUGUUUCUUUUAAAAAAAAAUCAAAACUAAAAUUUCUGUUCACAAAGGCUGCUACUCACCAGUAAUCCCUUGAGUGACGAGGAGAACAUGUCCUGCUCCAGAGAGAGAUGCUUCUCUGCUCAGCUGGAUUUUCAGUGCAAAUGCAGCAACAUUACAAUCACCAAACUGCUUCCAGAAAACAAAAGACUGCUUUUGUCUCUGAGAAAGUCUGAACAACAAUAACAUAAGUCUUCUAUAAAUGCACUGUAUUUAAUGUAACAUACAGCUAUUUUUUGCGGUAUUGUAAAAACAGACAAUUUUUCUAGCCAAACUGUUCUUUUAUGAUAACUGGUUUCUGCGAAGAAAGAGCUUUGAUCUCCUUAUUUGCCUCUCUCCCUACCUCUUAGAGUGAGUAACGUAUAUCUAUUUGUGCUUCCAUUGUACACAGUGUUUCCUGUGUACAAUGGAGUGUAUGCAGUCCAUGAGUGUUUCGCAUUGACAUGAUGGGCUCAGAGGACAACUGUCAGUAAGGCUGACAGUUAUUUCACAAGAAAACACUUUCUAUAAUAGACAUUUAUUCAUGGAUUGUCAAAGCUACACAGUCAUUUAGAAACCGAACCUUGUGAUAACAUAAUGUGCUUAUAAAGAAUAAAG